AAGGGGGUUUUGUGCGGUGCUCUGGGGCCCGGCUCCGCGCCCUCUUUAUAGCGUCCUCUCCCUGCGCUCGCCCUCCCUCUAGCUCUCCCUCUUCCUCUUGCUCUGCAGUCCCCUCUGCAAUCUCCUUUCUGCUGCAGGACCAGCCCCCGGGGGCGCCAAAGUUUGCGGGCUCCGAGCCCCAAGCCUCAGCGCCUCCCUGACUCCGCUCGUCCUUCUCCUGAGAGCAGCCCUGGGCAUGGCACAGAUGCUCCUGCUGCUCCUGACUACCUUGGUCCAAGCCCUAACUUCCUCAUCUGUGACCUUCACAGGUGACAGCUCAGAGGAUCAAGCAUUUAAGGUGUCCAUUGAGGGUGACUCCCCACUUCGAGGGGUCCUUGGGGGCUCCAUUACUAUUCCCUGCCACAUCUCCUACCUUAGACCACCACCUCCAACUCCUCCCCCAGGCCGUAGAGCUGUCCUGGGCUCUCCCAGAGUUAAAUGGACUUUCUUGUCUGGGGGACGGGAGGCUGAGGUGCUGGUGGCCCGUGGGCUCAAGGUCAAGGUCAGUGAAGGCUACAGGUACCGGGUGGCUCUACCUGGAUAUCCAGCUUCAACCACUGAUGUCUCACUGGUGCUGAGUGAACUAAGAUCCAAUGAUUCAGGAUUGUAUCGUUGUGAAGUCCAGCAUGGGAUUGAUGAUGGCAGUGAUGCUAUUGAAGUCAAGGUUAAAGGGGUCGUCUUUUUGUAUCGAGAGGGUUCUGCUCGCUACGCUUUCUCAUUCUCCAGGGCAAAAGAGGCUUGUGCCCGGAUUGGGGCACGGAUUGCUAGCCCUGAGCAGCUCUAUGCCGCUUAUCUGGGGGGCUAUGAGCAGUGUGAUGCAGGAUGGCUAUCAGACCAGACUGUAAGGUACCCCAUUCAGACUCCUCGUGAGGCAUGUUAUGGAGACAUGGAUGGAUUCCCUGGAGUUCGUAACUAUGGCAUGGUUGAUCCAGAGGACCUUUAUGAUGUUUACUGUUAUGCUGAAGAUCUAAAUGGGGAGCUGUUUCUGGGCUCUACCCCAGACAAGCUGACCUUGGAAGAGGCACGGGCUUAUUGCUGGGAACGGGGAGCAGAGAUAGCCACAACAGGCCAGCUUUAUGCAGCUUGGGAUGAAGGCCUGGACAGGUGCAGCCCUGGGUGGCUAGCUGAUGGCAGCGUGCGCUACCCCAUCGUUACUCCCCGACAGCGCUGUGGGGGAGGCCUUCCUGGAGUCAAGACACUCUUCCUUUUCCCUAACCAGACUGGGUUUCCUAAUGCACAAAGCCGUUUCAAUGUCUACUGCUUCAGAGACCCUGCUCAAUCCUCUGCCUCCCCAAGGAAUCCCUAUCCAGCCUCAGAUGGGCUAGAGACCAUUGUCACAGUGACAGAGACCCUUCAGGAACUUCAACUACUUCAGGAGGCCACACAGAGUGAGUCUCGAGGAGCCAUCUACUCUGUCCCCAUUUCAGAGGACAGCAGGGGAAUCAGCUCCACCCCAGAAGAUCCUGAAGAGACCCCCAAGGCAUUUUUAGAAAGUGCUGAAUUGGAGAAAGGAAGAGAAAGUCAUAUUUACUCAUGUGCCAGUUGCCUUCUCAUCACCUCACCUCAAGUUCAAGAGGAUGGAAACCAAUCAGUCACCCCACCCAUGCGGUCUUCUGAGGAGGAGGAGCAGGAGGAAGAGGAGAAGGUAAUAGAGGAAGAGGAUGAGGAGGGGCAAGAGGAGGGAGAAAAGGAGGAGGAAGUGGAAGAUGAAGCUCCUUCUCCAGUAUUAAGUGAGAUCCGGGAAGUAGCCAUAGAGAAUGGCUCCCCCUCCACUGAGCCUCCCCAUGAGGAAGGGCUGUCAGAGGCUCCUCUGGUGGCCCAGGUGUCUGUGCAUGAUGGCGCCAUGCCCUCUCCUGGGGGGCAACCAGAGGGGCCUAAGCAUUCAAGAGGCAGGGGGCAAUCCAUCGAAACCCUGCCAACUCUUGGGGUUAUGCCUCAUGGAGAAGGGAGCCAAGCAUUCCCUCCACCCCCCACGCCUGUCAGCACUGAGGAAGAAGAUGAGGAAGAGGUUGGGGCACCGGAGCUGUCUGGAGGCACUCCUCCCUGGGUUCCUCAUGGAGAAAGCGAUGAAGUGGGAAGCUCUGAAGAGGCACCGGGUCUGUCUCCAGCAACUGGGACACUGCCAGGAGUGGAGGGGAAGGAGGGGACAGGGGACAGGGUGGCCCCCCCUGAAGAGGCUCUGGGAAGGACAGCACCUGUGGAGACCUCCGUCAGAGCCCAGCCAGCGCUACCUACUGAGAGCGCAGGCCUGGGAGCUGCGGGGGCUGCAGCCCCCUCACCAGGUGAUUGCGUUCCCAGUCCCUGUCACAAUGGGGGGACAUGCUACGAGGAGGGUGACCGUGUCCACUGCCUUUGUCUACCCGGCUAUGGGGGGAACUUGUGCGAGAUUGGACUCCGAUCCUGCAGCUCUGGGUGGGAUGCCUUCCAAGGUUCUUGCUACAAGCAUUUUCCAACUCGAAGGAGUUGGGAGGAGGCUGAAACUCAGUGCCGGCUUCAUGGAGCCCACUUAGCCAGCAUCAGCACACCUGAGGAGCAGAAUUUUAUCAACAAUCGAUACAGAGAAUACCAGUGGAUUGGGCUGAAUGACAGAACCAUUGAGGGAGAUUUCCUAUGGUCAGAUGGAGUUCCCUUGCUUUAUGAGAACUGGAACCCAGGACAGCCAGACAGCUACUUCCUAUCUGGAGAAAACUGUGUGGUUAUGGUUUGGCAUGACCAGGGACAGUGGAGUGAUGUUCCCUGCAACUACCACCUGUCCUACACCUGCAAGAUGGGGCUGGUGUCCUGUGGACCACCCCCAGAAAUGCCCUUGGCCCUGGUCUUUGGCCAGCCAAGGUCCCGCUAUGAAGUGGAUGUUGUGCUUCGCUAUCACUGCCGGGAAGGGCUGGCCCAGCGCAACUCUCCCCUGAUCCGGUGCCUCGAGGAUGGCCAGUGGGAGCACCCUCAGAUUUCCUGUGUGCCUAAACGACCUGCUCGUGCCCAGCUUCGGAGGACAGCGCUGAAAGAACGACAGGCAGCUAGGAGAGCUGGAGGCUGCCGGGCAGCAGGUGGACACUGCUGACCUCUGUACCAGGCCCUAGGACACCCAGACCCCACCUAUUCUCUUCCUCCCUCCCUUUCUCCUGUCGGGGCAGGGCCUCGAACAUGUGGCUCAGGGCAGGGACCCCCCAACUCAACACCUCCACCCUGAUAGGCAGCUCCUUGGUUGGUGCUUUUAUUAGUAUUCCCCCUUGGGGUCACAGGAUGUGACUUUGUAUCAAGGGUGGUCUUAGUGCAAGGAGUAACAUGAAUAGGGACCAGUAAGAAUUGACCAGAAAUCCUGGGGGACCAGAAGUGACCUCAUUGCCCCUGUUGGGCUCCUUAGGGAAAGGUGCCAAUGCUGGGACCUUCCUGCUCCCGCUGGAGUUAGACUUCCCUCAUUACAGUGGUCAGUCUCCAAGUGCCUCUGUCAACUGUCCCCCCUCCCAACCCUUCCUGGUCCUUCCUCACUCUGAAAGGACAAGACCCAGUGGGGAUGGACCCCUGGCAUGGGGAUGUUGGUCUAAGUGCCCUCAAGAGGAAACAGGCAAUAAAACUAUUUGACAUUGAAA
Molecule: messenger RNA, 3626 nt
Organism: Antechinus flavipes (yellow-footed antechinus)
Lineage: Eukaryota; Metazoa; Chordata; Mammalia; Dasyuromorphia; Dasyuridae
Gene: BCAN
Product: brevican
Exons: 15
Coding region: 236-3097 (953 amino acids)
Biological process (GO): cell adhesion
Molecular function (GO): hyaluronic acid binding
Source: RefSeq, a predicted model, not a curated record